AUGGCUUAUCAAAAUACUCUGAACCUUGUAUCUCGUCAUAACAAGACUGUCCCCAACUACAAGUGUGAUGUUGAAAAGAAUCUGAUAGCAGCCAUUGGGGGCCUUGAUUUUGAAAUCACUCUACAUAUGGCCUCCAUCUUAACCCUCUACAAGAUUCCCCAGUUGCUUAAAACAUCCAAUUCACACCUUAAACCACCUGAAAUCCCUCCUCAGGAUAUAGUUGUAUCCUUACAUGAAACAAAUGCCAGUGUCAUUGUUGCAAAGGCAGAUACACACACCAUGCUGAAUAUUCAUUGGUUGGAGUUUGUGGCUAAUAGUUUCGAAUUACAGCCUAUUCACAAAGUGUGGGUUGUGACCGCUCCUUGGGAUUUCUCAUCCGAAACAUUUCACAGACAGCUGAAUAUACAGAUCUUCCACGGUGCCUUAUCAUUUGCAAUUCAUUCCAAGGAGGUGCAGGAUUUCCAAAAUUUCCUUCAAAAUUUGAAUCCGCGUUCUGAAGCCGACAACUUUAUCAAACUUUUCUGGGAACAAGCAUUUGACUGUUUGUUUGAAGUUGCAGAUGGAGGGGACAAUCAGAUGACAUACUGCACUGGGGAUGAGAAGCUGGCAAAUAUUCCUGGACCUCUUUUUGAGAUGCAGAUGACGGGUCAAAGCUACAGCAUCUACAAUGCGGUCUAUGCUGUGGCUCACGCUUUCCAUGCUAUGUAUUCCUCCAGAGCCAAGCACAGAUUGGGGCUGGUUGAACACUUUGUUUGGUCUUCAAAGCUGCGAUAUUUUCAGCUCCACCCUUUUCUGAAGAAGAUCUCGUUUAACAACAGCGCAGGAGACACCUUGUUCUUUAAUGAGAAUGGUGAAUUAGAAGGUGGAUUUGACAUUAUCAACUGGAUAACUUUUCAAAAUCAAUCUUUCUUAAAAGUGAAAGUUGGGAAAAUGGAUCCCCAAGCUCCAUGGGAGAAACAGUUGUCUAUUAACGAGAAGGUUGUUACCUGGCACUACACAUUUGGGGAGGCCAUGCCCCUGUCCCUGUGUAAUCACCGCUGCCUUCCAGGUUAUAGCAGACAAAGCAAAGAAGGGGAACCGUUUUGUUGCUAUGCUUGUGCUGAAUGUCCAUCAGGGAAGAUUUCCAACCAGACAGAUAUGGAUGACUGCUUCAAAUGCCCAGAAGAUCAAUAUCCUAUCAAAGAAAAAGAUCAAUGCCUUUCUAAGGAACUAAAUUACCUGAGCUAUGUUGAUCCUUUAGGCAAGGGUUUGUCUUUUAUGGGUCUUGCCCUUUCUACAACUACAGUCUUGGUGCUUGGAAUCUUUAUUAAGCACUGGAACACUCCUAUUGUCAAAGCUAACAACCAAACUCUCACUUAUGUUCUCCUUAUUUCACUCUUUCUCUGCUUCCUCUGCUCUCUAUUAUUCAUUGGCCGCCCCCAGUUACUGACUUGCCUUCUACGACAGACUGCUUUUGGUAUCAUCUUCUCAGUGGCCAUUUCUUCUGUCCUAGCCAAAACAAUUAUAGUGGUUCUUGCUUUCAUGGCUACUAAACCAGGAACUGGAAUAAGGAAAUGGGUGGGGAAAAGAUUUGCAUCUGCUAUUGUUUUGUGUGGCUCACUUAUUCAAACAAGUAUUUGCAUGAUAUGGCUAGGUACUGACCCUCCGUUUCUAGAUUUAGAUAUGAAAUCUCUGCCUGAAGAAAUUGUAGUGGAAUGCAAAGAAGGAUCAGGCAACAUGUUCUACUACAUUCUGGGCUACAUGGGAUUUCUGGCUCUCAUCAGCUUCAUGGUAGCUUUCUUUGCUCGGAAGCUACCAGACACAUUUAAUGAAGCCAGAUUUAUCACAUUCAGCAUGUUGGUCUUUUGCAGUGUCUGGGUGUCUUUUGUCCCAACUUAUCUAAGUACCAAAGGAAAAUACAUGGUAGCUGUGGAGAUCUUCUCCAUCUUGGCUUCCAGCACUGGAUUACUGAGUUGCAUCUUUGCUCCAAAAUGUUAUAUCAUCAUUCUGAGGCCUGAUCUUAAUAGCAAAGGACAACUAAUAAGAAAUAACAAGAAGGAAAAUAGCUUUUGA
Python bivittatus (Burmese python) is the source of this 2052-nucleotide messenger RNA. Lineage: Eukaryota; Metazoa; Chordata; Lepidosauria; Squamata; Pythonidae. The record is from RefSeq and is a predicted model, not a curated record.